AUGGCUACUGAAAAUGAAAAUAAUGCAUUGGAGUUAUCCCGUGUAGCGGUUCGAGUUCCUCCGUUUUGGCGACAAAAUCCGCGGCUAUGGUUUAUACAAUUGGAGUCCCAGUUUGUUACAUCAGGAAUUUCUUCCGACGAAACGAAGUUCCAUACGCUAGUUGGGUCCAUGGAAAGCGGUAUUUUGAACCAUGUAAGCCAUAUUGUGGAAAAUCCUUCAGCGGUCAACAAAUACGAAGUCUUGAAGAAGGCAUUGCUUGAUGAAUUUAUGGAAUCUGAGGAAAAACGCCUUCGACAACUUUUGGAAAAUGUAUGUAUCGGUGACAAGAAACCUUCGGCAUUACUAAGGGAAAUGAUGGAAUUAUCCUGUGGAAAAAUGUCAAAAGAGUUAUUGAAAACAUUGUGGAUCCAGCGCCUUCCAUCAACAACAAGAGCCAUACUGUCGGUAAGCGAUGAUGGAGUAGACAAGUUAGCAAUCAUGGCAGAUAAAGUCCAUGACCAGUCUGAUGCUUCUGGUGUAGUCAAUGCUGUUUCAACUAAGGAUGAAGACCGUUUGAUGGUUUUGGAAAGGCAAGUAAGUGAACUUUUAUCGAAAAUUGAUGCCUUUUCGUUCAGAGGUGGUCAACACGAAAAAAGGAAUUCCACACAUCGUUCACGAAUGAACAACACGAAAAUACGAACUUAUGGAACAAGGGUUAUUAAUUGCAAUAUCGGUCUACGACGAAGAUUUCUCUGGUCAUUUAUUGUAGCUGAUAUAACACAGCCAAUAAUUGGAUCAGAUUUUUUGAAGCAUUUUGGACUCCUGGUGGAUAUGAAAAACAAUCAACUAAUCGAUUCAACAACAAAACUCAAAGUAUCUGGAUUUUGCUCACUUCAACCGACUUUAUCGUUGAAGGUAAUUCCUGAUGGGCCAGGAGAAUGUAAUUCAAUUGUUUCCGAUUUCAUUGAUGUUACUACGCCCAGUAUUAAGUUACCACCCGUUAGUCAUCCAGUUAUACAUCAUAUUGAUACAAAUGGACCAGUAAUUUCAGUGAAAGCACGACGACUAUCUCCAGAAAAGUUAAAAAAUGCGAAAGAUGAAUUCGACUAUAUGAUGCAACUUGAUAUAUGCAGACCAUCAAGAAGUCCUUGGGAGAGUCCUCUUCAUAUGGUUCCAAAAGGUGAUUGUAUGUGGCGUCCGUGCGGAGAUUAUCGUUACCUCAAUAAGAUAACCGUUCCCGAUCGUUAUCCGGUACCUCAUAUACACGACUUUGGUUAUAUGUUAGCUGGUAAGAAAGUAUUUUCAAAAAUCGAUUUGGUCAAAGCGUACUUUCAGAUUUCUGUAGCUGAAGAAGACAUUCCAAAGACGGCUAUAAUUACACCUUUUGGUUUGUUCGAGUUUACACGGAUGCCGUUUGGUCUCACGAACGCUGCUCAAACGUUCCAGCAUUUUAUAAACGAAGUUCUAAGGGGACUGGAUUUCGGUUUUGCUUAUAUUGAUGAUAUACUCGUAGCGUCUGAAAACGAAGCAGAGCACGAGAUACAUCUUCGGCAGAUUUUUUCUCGUUUGCAAUCACAUGGCGUAACUGUAAAUAGAGACAAAUGCGAAUUUGGCAAGGAUUCCCUUAUUUUCUUGGGAUACUGCGUAACUCAAAGUAGUCUAGUGCCAAGUCCAGAACGGGUAUUAGCCAUUCAACAAUACAAUUUGCCAAAAACUGUCAACGAGUUAAGUCGAUUCCUUGGAAUGCUCAAUUUUUAUCGUCGGUUUAUCCCGAAAGCAGCUCAAGCUCAGGCAAUAUUAAACUCCCUGAAGUCCGGCCAGAAGAAAAAUGAUAAAACACCAAUUGAGUGGACACCAGAAUUGCGUAAUUCAUUUGAAGAAUGUAAGAAUCAACUAGCGAACUCUGCACUUUUGGCUUAUCCCGUUGAGUCUGCCGAAACAUCUUUAUGGGUGGAUGCGUCCGAUAUCGGUAUGGGAGCUGUUCUUCAACAACUCAUUGAUGGUGAAUGGAAACCACUUGGAUUCUACUCAAAGAAGUUAUCAGAUACUCAGACUCGGUAUAGCGCUUAUGAUCGCGAGCUUUUGGCGGCGUACUCUGGAGUUAAAUAUUUUCAACAUUUUCUUGAGGGACGCCAAUUCUGUAUCUAUACCGAUCGUAAACCAUUAACAUUUGCUUUCAAUCAACGUCACGAUAAGGCAUCUCCACGCCAGCUUAGACACCUAGAUUUUAUUGGACAGCAUACAGUGGAUAUUCGCCAUGUACCUGCAAAAGAAAAUAUCACUGCAGAUGCUCUAUCACGACUUAAUGCAAUAUCUUUACCAUCUUCCCUGGAUUAUUCGGAACUUUCCAAAGAUCAAGAGAAUGAUGAAGAACUCAAACAACUACAAUCAAAUCCGCAAUCAUCAAAUUUGCUGCUGAAGUAUUUCCAAAUUUCUGACUCGAAAACGAAAGUUCUGUGUGAUGUGUCAACUCAUAAAAUAAGACCUUAUAUCACACCUCGUUUUCGAAAAUGCGUCUUCGAUAUGAUACACAACGUUUCUCAUGCGGGCUCAAAAGCCACAGUUAAGAUGAUAUCAACUAGGUUUGUAUGGCCAAACAUGAGGAAAGAUAUUUCCAUUUGGACGAAAACUUGUCUUAGAUGUCAACAAGCCAAGGUGGGACGUCAUAUAAAAAGUGCUAUUGGCCAAUUUCCAGUGCCGGAUGAUCGAUUUAAAGUGGUCAGCAUCGAUAUUGUUGGACCUCUUCCGCCAUCGGGAGGGUAUAGGUACUGUCUUACCUGUAUCGAUAGAUUUACACGUUGGCCGGAGGCUAUACCAUUGCAAGACAUAACAGCCGAAUCUGUGGCUAAAGCAUUUCUUAGUGGAUGGAUAGCAAGAUUUGGAGUGCCUUCUCAGGUGGUGACAGACCAAGGGCGACAGUUCGAGUCGGAACUGUUUCGAGAAUUUUCAAAGUUGCUUGGAAUUCGUGUUACUCAUACGACACCUUAUCACCCCCAGUCAAAUGGCCAAAUCGAACGUUGGCAUCGAACACUUAAGGCAUCUUUAAUGUGUCACGCAAACCCACGUUGGUCCAUGGUUUUGCCAAUAAUAAUGUUGGGAUUACGUUCAUCUAUCAAUCAUGAUUUAAGCGUAUCGCCUGCUGCGUCAGUAUAUGGUAUGGAGCUUACAUUACCAGGUGAAUUCUUCACUGAAUCGAAAUUUAGUAAAUUGCGUUCUGAUUGGGUUGCACAAUUUAAAGCUGAUAUGAACAACGUCAAAGCAAAGAAGGUUAACCGUCAUGGCGAUUCAAAUAUUUAUGAGCCAAAUGCAUUGAAAGAAGCAGAAUUUGUAUACAUCCGAAACGACGCUGUGCGAGCUUCAUUACAACCUCCAAACACAGGACCUUUUCCUGUUCUAUCUAGAGGAGCAAAAACAUUUGUAUUUGAUGUUAAUGGAAAACGGAAGACGAUAUCUGUUGAUCGCCUUAAGCCAGCCUUAAUCUUGAAAGACGAAAUGCCAACGAAAUCCAUAUCACCUCAACCAGUACCAAAUGAUUCUCAUUCACGAACUCUACGAUCAGGAAAGACUGGUUCUGAUGAGCAACAAGCGACCUUAGAAUUUCCCUCCGUUUCGAAAUUACCGAAGCCUAAUAACGAUGCUUGUUGCUAUUAUUUCGACAUUCAAAUUCAAAAUGUUGAUAACUGCUUGGAAAACAAUGCAACUCUAACAUCACAUAAAAAACAAACUCUUAAAAUCUAUCAAAUAAGUCAACCCUAA
This is a messenger RNA of Stomoxys calcitrans (stable fly), 3735 nucleotides long. Its product is annotated as retrovirus-related Pol polyprotein from transposon 412. Gene Ontology annotation, molecular function: nucleic acid binding. Gene Ontology annotation, biological process: DNA integration. NCBI's taxonomy places the organism in Eukaryota, Metazoa, Arthropoda, Insecta, Diptera, Muscidae. The record is from RefSeq and is a predicted model, not a curated record. Bases 1 to 3735 code for a protein of 1244 amino acids. The transcript has 3 exons.